Molecule: messenger RNA, 1340 nt
Organism: Annulohypoxylon maeteangense
Lineage: Eukaryota; Fungi; Ascomycota; Sordariomycetes; Xylariales; Hypoxylaceae
Exons: 1
Coding region: 237-911 (224 amino acids)
Source: RefSeq, a predicted model, not a curated record
AGCCGAUAAGUGAACAAUUAUCUCCCAUUAUAGGGCGAUUUCCGAUCCGGCUCAAGUGUCCCAAUCCAACAUUAUCCAAAAGAAUAGCUAGAUCAAAGGCCGAACAACGUAUUCAACCAAAAGCUUCAAGUGAUGACUCGGGUUAUUCAAGUGGCUCCGACAAAAGCAAAGACAAUACAAGCAACAAGCCUGGGGCAUCAAAGGUUCCCGUAGCCUGGCUUGAUUAUAUUUUAGAGAUGACGGUUGAUACACGAGAGGGUGUUAGACAGGUUCCUAUACCAACCGAAACGGAAGAAGAAAGGUACCAGCGUCUAAGCAAGAAGGUAUAUGUCUUUGUCCCUGAUGAGACCGACCACGCCAAACCAUGGCCGAAGAAAACUUACCCCGAUCUAAAAUCGGCUCUUGUGGCUAUCUGUACCCGCUACAAGCCAUUUUACGCCCCAUUCGCUGCGUACACGAACCUGACCCGUACCAUUCAGCUCUUCCCGGCGGAUUUUAGACUACCGAGAAAUACCGCUCUCAUUCCGGGCAGCAUCAUGUUCACCAUGCAGGAGGCGUUAGAUAACUGGGAGUCUACGCUGUUUUGUCGUAGCUUAUCUGUCGUGGAGGAAGAAACAGAGGACCAGGGGACAUUGGAACUCACUUUUGACACGGUGGCGGACUCCGGAUCCGAGGAAACUAUUGAAAUUUCCCCGUCCCUCUCAUGCAACUUUAGCACCGAGGACUCAGACGACAUGAUCGAUUGCAGUAUACUAGAGCCGGACUCGGAUUCGCCCAUUAUUGUCGAGGCCAACCCGUUGAAGUAUCCAGACCCGGAAAUGGACGACUCGCAGAUGUCAUGGACGGACCAGUCGAUGUCGACGGAGGAUUACGAUAUGACCAUGGCCUCGCGGAUGGGGCUCAUUGGCUAAGUGGCGAGAAAGAGGCUGGCUGCUUUCACGGGUUGGUACAUUAGUGUGUCUCAGAGGUGCUGUUUCUAUUGGUGGGCGACUUGUUGGAAUUAGUUGACUUUCGUUUAAUAUUGGCGGUGGGCUGAGUCAAGAUGCCGUGUAUAGGAAGGUUAGGUAGAGAAUAGAAAGCAUCAUUGAAAUAUGCCAGGCUAAGUGAAAUAUUGCUAAACUAAAACAUUAUAACUUCGGAUUUUUUUAAAAAAAAUUUCUUGAAAAAACACUAUGGGAUAUUGAAAGGGGACAAUUCCAGAAGUUUAAAGGGGGGGCACUGUUCAGUACAAUACAGCUAUGUGCCCCCACAUCCCGGAUAAGCGAUUACCACAACCCGGACCGGGAUAGCUUAUCAGUUGCCCGCCACCUGCACGGAAACGUCAUUUCUCAACCUACCAC